AUGUCGUAUGUUCCCAUUGCCGUCGAAAAGUGUCACAUCGCGCUAACAUCAGAUAGCAAUCAUGAAAGAGUUCAUGGAGCCACGCCCUAUUCUUCCUCUGGAUCUUCCGUAACCCUUACCGGCUCUGCAUCCUCAACAUCAAGUAUCGUACCAUCUUCCUCGGCCCGAGAUAAAUUGCAAGAAAUAGCAUCACUGCUUCCCGCUAGUGAUGAGCCCUUUUUCGAACAAUUUUCAAGCAUCAAAAAAUUUAUGGAAGGACUCAAGCAGGCUUUGGAAGAUGCAAAGUUUGCUUCUGAAAAGUUUAUCGCAACAAAAACAAUUGUACAUGAUAUGUACCACGAUGAGUUGGACCUGAAAACAUUGUUCGACAAGUAUGCCAGCGACAUGAGAAAUGGAAACGGAGAUUGUGAGAUUCCAGAAUUGGACCUCGGACAAAGAUUCCAUUUAGCGGUUGUCUUCGGCCAUAGAUUUGGAUUUGGGGCAUGCUAUUAG
This is a messenger RNA of Botrytis sinoallii, 492 nucleotides long. RefSeq lists its product as uncharacterized. The transcript is spliced from 2 exons. The record is from RefSeq and is a predicted model, not a curated record. Lineage: Eukaryota; Fungi; Ascomycota; Leotiomycetes; Helotiales; Sclerotiniaceae. Bases 1 to 492 code for a protein of 163 amino acids.